AUGCUUGAUACAAAUCGUUGUGAUUUAAUCGUAAUGGAAAUUUUAUUUACAUGCAUUAUACUUGAAUUUCUUUGGACUGUUUAUUUCGUUGAAACAUUGGAAUAUCGUUCAUCAUUUUUAACAUUUUUCACUGUAGAUUUACCUAAAUUUGAACCUAAAAUAGAUGAACAAAUGCGACAAAUUUUAAUCAAAUUUCAAGCAAUUGUAAAUUUUAUUGUUACUGGUGUUUAUCUAAAUCUUAUUAUUUUAAUUGCUUGUUUCAGUGUUUUAGUUCCAUUAAUAUCCUGUCUUCCAAGCUAUAAUGAACAAUGUACAAAAAAUCUUUUACAAUGGUUAGUACAUUUACAAUGGCAAUCAAAAUUUAAACGAUAUUCACAAAUAAGACAAUCAAUCAAAACAAAUUUAUUUAUACAAUCAAUGACUUAUAAUCGAUUAGGUUUUACAUGUGGUCCAUUAUUUUAUAUUAAUAAAUAUAAAUUUUUUGAAUUAUUAAUGUUAAAUAUACCAUGGAUAUUACUUUUUUAUAAACAAAUUUCAUUAUUAAUUAAUAAUUCUCAUAAAUUGUCAAAUAUUGUUAGAAAAAUAUCAUGGAUUCGUUUUCAUAAAGAAUAUAUUGUUCUAUAUUCAAUUCUAGCUCGAUUGAAUCAAUCAGCAAUGUAUAUUCUAUUUGAUCUUGAAAUUGUUAAUAAAGCAUCAGCCAUGUUUGCAUGUGUAUUCUAUAGUAAACAAGACAAAAUGGGUUUAAACAAUACGUCAUUUACAUUGAUUCUGAUAUUUUAUGUUUUAUCAGCAAAUCUUAUGUAUCAUCAAAUUGCAACACUUCCCGAAUAUAAUGCAAAAUAUAAAACAUGA
Molecule: messenger RNA, 852 nt
Organism: Dermatophagoides pteronyssinus (European house dust mite)
Lineage: Eukaryota; Metazoa; Arthropoda; Arachnida; Sarcoptiformes; Pyroglyphidae
Source: RefSeq, a predicted model, not a curated record